AUGUUUCAAUUAUUAAAUUUAUUAGCCAGUUUAAGUCCAGAAUUAUAUUUAAACGGAAAUCGUAUUAUUACUGAUGCCUGUCCAGUUUAUGCUCCAUUCUUUGGUGCUAUGGGUAUUGCUGGUGCUUUAAUUUUUACAGUUAUGGGUGCUGCUUAUGGUACCGCUAAAGCUUCAGUUGGUAUUUCAAAUAUGGGUGUUUUAAAACCAGAUCUUGUUAUUAAAGCUUUCAUUCCAGUCAUUUUUGCUGGUGUUAUUGCUAUUUACGGUCUUAUUAUUUGUGUCAUUCUUGUCGGUGGUAUUAAAGUAGAUAAACCAUACACUCUCUUAAAGGCAUUCACUGAUUUAGGUUCUGGUUUAACUGUCGGUCUUUGUGGUCUUGCUGCUGGUUGUGCCAUCGGUAUUGUCGGUGAUUCUGGUGUCAGAGGUUUCGGUCAACAACAAAAAUUAUACGUUAUUAUGAUGCUUAUUCUUAUUUUCUCUGAAGCUCUUGGUCUUUACGGUUUAAUUAUUGGUAUUUUAUUAUCAUCAGUCUCAGACUCUUAUUGUCCAGGUAGUAUUUUAACUCCAAAUGGUUAUGUUGAUCUUUAA
Molecule: messenger RNA, 588 nt
Organism: Dictyostelium purpureum
Lineage: Eukaryota; Evosea; Eumycetozoa; Dictyosteliales; Dictyosteliaceae
Exons: 3
Coding region: 1-588 (195 amino acids)
Biological process (GO): proton transmembrane transport
Cellular component (GO): proton-transporting V-type ATPase, V0 domain
Molecular function (GO): proton-transporting ATPase activity, rotational mechanism
Source: RefSeq, a predicted model, not a curated record